AGUUUCCACAACUGUGUGGACAUUAAAAUGUGACUGGAUCAAGCCAUACCGCACAGCGCAAGACAUUUAACGAACAACUACAGAUGCCGAAGGAACAGAUCCUGUUGAAGAAUGUAUCCUACACCACCUGCAAAGGGGCUCGUCUUCCUAAAUUUCCUGCUCUUAUUGGCAGUGGGGACAUCUGAGGUGCUGAGGUCAGAAGUUCCAGAGAACUAUGAAGGAAACUUCCCUUUUUAUAUCGUAAAGCUGCCCAUGCAGGCGGUAGGGUCGUACAAUUUCACACUGACUGGAGACGACGAGGGGGUUUUCGGGGUUUAUUCGGGAUUUCUGUAUGCUACAGCACCUUUCGACAGAGAGAAGCACCCCUCCUACAUGCUGCAGGUGAGCGUGACUGACAAAGGGCAGCCAGUCAUUGACCCCAUCACUGUUUACAUCCAGGUGAAGGAUAAAAAUGACAACUUUCCACAGUUUACAAAGGAAUCCAUGUCAGGAAUCGUCUACUCUGGUCUGGGGACAAAAUCAGGGUCCCCCUUUAUGCAGGUGCAGGCCACUGACCUGGAUGACCCCGCCACCCCACAUGCUGACCUCCGCUACAGUCUGGUCAGCCAGGCCCCAGCAGAAGUAUCCAGAAACAUGUUCCAGAUUGAUUCCCUGACCGGCUCUGUGUCCCUCACUGCAGAAGGUGUGCGUCUCCUAGACCCAGAGCAGUGUAACAUGUAUAACCUGAAGGUGACAGUCAAGGACAUGGGAGAGGAAUCCUAUGCACACACAACGGAGGGCAUUGUGUCCAUUAAAGUCAUGGAGAACACAUGGAUCCCACUAGCGCCUGUGAAUCUGCAGGAGAACCAGCAAGGCCCUUUUCCACAGCAGAUCUCCCAGGUUCAGUGGAGUGGAGGGCCAGUUGUUUACAGGCUGAAGGGAGCUUUCCCUAGGGAUCUUUUUACCAUCAGCAGUGAGGGCGUCAUCUCAGUGACCCGGCCUCUGGAUAGAGAAAGUCAGGCUGAGUUUCAGAUCGAGGUAUUUGCAGAAAGCCCUGAUGGCACCGCAUAUGCCGACUCCCUCACGCUGGCAGUCGCUGUGGGAGACGACAAUGACAACGCGCCCGUCUUCUCCCAGCAGCUGUACCAGGCACACGUGAAUGAGCUGUCCGUGGAAGGGACAGAAAUUCUUCGAGUCCAGGCCACGGACGCAGAUGCUCCCACCAUGAAUGACUCAAAAAUUGUUUACCGAAUUGCCAGUCAGAAACCAGAAAGCAAAGAGCCUUUAUUUAGAAUGGACAGGGAUACAGGAGUCGUUACGAUGCAGGCAGCUAGUCUCUAUGGUGCUGCAGCUCUCUACACACUGGAAGUGAUAGCAGAGGAUCUGGCCGGGCAGAAAGGAGGGCACAGCAGCACCUGUACGGUUAUCCUGGAUGUAGAGGAUGUGAAUGACAGGCCUCCCGUGUUUUCACAAAGAAAUUAUGGACCAUUUAAGGUGCCUGAAGACACAGAGAUGGGUUUUCUGGUAACAAAGAUCGCAGCUUCAGAUGAAGAUAAGCCUGGAACAGACAGCUGGCUUGUGGAGUUCAAGAUUGAGUCAGGAAACGAGGGAGAAAUCUUUGAAUUGCAGGCAGACAGAGAGAAUAAUGCAGCCAGCAUAAUCCUCAAGAAGGAGCUGGACUUUGAGAGUGUGCAGGAGUAUACUCUGGUGCUCAGUGCUCGGAACGUGGGGCCGCUGGUUGCCGGUGUUUAUGGCUCGGACUCCACGGCUACUGUCUUGGUUCGGGUGGUGAAUGUGAACGAGGCGCCGGUGUUAUCCCAGGAAGUCUACGUGGAGAGUGUGGAGGAGGGGGUGCCAGCGGGGACUGUGGUGCUCACCGUGCAGGGCUCGGACCCGGACACCCCUCACGGAAUUGCUCUCAGGUAUUCUCUGAAAGGAGAUACCAAUGAAUGGUUCAUCAUUAAUGAAUACACUGGGGAAAUAAAAACUGCCCGAGUUUUGGACAGAGAGGUGAUGGAGGGUGUCUACACUAUGGUGGUGGUGGCAGAGGAGAGAGAAAGCCUUAACAGCACCCCUAGGUCAGUGACAGCAGCAGUGAUGAUAAAUAUCAAGGAUGUGAAUGACAACUACCCUCACCUGGUAGGGGAUUACUCCCAGGAGUACAUGUGCUCACAGCAACGUGAGAACCAGUCCAUUAUCAUUGGAGCUGCAGACGGGGAUCUGCGGGAGCAGAGUGGGGCUCUGCAAUUCUCAUUCAACAACGACCCCACUGUGCGCCGCAACUGGAGGCUCAACCCCAUUAAUGGGACUCAUGCCUAUCUUUCCAUGGGACUCAGUUACUUGGUACCUCAGGUCUAUGUGGUGCCUAUCAUCAUCACAGACAGUGGGACUCCCAGACUUGAAAAACAAUUUAACCUGCCAGUAACCGUGUGCCAGUGCACUGAACGAGGGAACUGCAGGACUCAAGUCUUGGAAAUGAUGGGAAAGCCAACUCCGCUGUCUGCUUUGGGCCUUUUAUUUGGAACCCUAGGAAUGUUAGGCCUUGUUGUGAUGAUAGGCUUGGCAAAACUGAAAGCUAAAAGCAAAAACAACCCAGUCAAAAUCCCUUUGAACAAUUCUGCAUAGCGCCCUGCAAAGAAAAGGAUCAUCCACAUUUUACAGUACUCACCUAUAGCACCUGAGGAGCCCUGUGGCAAACACCUUGGCCAGAUAGAUGGUGUCAAUACUUUAAUUGCUAAACGAUAAAUCCACAAAGUUAUAUAACUAAUGAGUGCCUUUAGCCACAGAUAAAAUAACCAGCACAUCUAGCUGAAGGCCAUCGUGCCUCCUAUCUAUACAACAGGUCGCUGGUAAUUUAUUUUAUGAGUGUGCUAUUAAACUGAUGACCAUCAAUUAUUCCAUUUAUACAACAGGGCACUGUUAAAUAAUUAAAUAUAAAGUGGUCUUCCAUUUUGAAUCACUCUGUUAAAUAAUGUAACUGUGCCAUAUCAAACUGAAGACCACGAUUCAUUUUAUUUAUACAACAGGUUACUGUUAUAUUAUUUAAGAGUGUGAUAUCAAAUUGAAUAUAUAUAUAUAUAUAUAUAUAUAUACACACACACACACACACACACACACACACACACACGCUAUUUAAACAAAAGAUCUGUGUUAAAAACAGUGGUUGAAGUAUGGUUUAUCUGUUAACAAUGCCAUACUGUGUUGAGGUGAUUUUUUUUUUUUUUUUAUCAGAAACCAUCACAGUUAAUUUUGUGGUAUUUAAAACCAAUAUGAAAUCCCAUUUGCCUGUGUGUGUGUGUGUGUG
Messenger RNA from Polyodon spathula (Mississippi paddlefish), 3283 nucleotides. RefSeq names its product cadherin-16-like. Gene Ontology annotation, cellular component: adherens junction; catenin complex; plasma membrane. Gene Ontology annotation, biological process: cell-cell junction assembly; calcium-dependent cell-cell adhesion; cell morphogenesis. The transcript is spliced from 19 exons. The coding region runs from base 112 to 2604 and encodes 830 amino acids. The record is from RefSeq and is a predicted model, not a curated record. Lineage: Eukaryota; Metazoa; Chordata; Actinopteri; Acipenseriformes; Polyodontidae. Gene Ontology annotation, molecular function: calcium ion binding; cadherin binding.